Messenger RNA from Parasteatoda tepidariorum (common house spider), 1278 nucleotides. NCBI's taxonomy places the organism in Eukaryota, Metazoa, Arthropoda, Arachnida, Araneae, Theridiidae. The record is from RefSeq and is a predicted model, not a curated record.
AUGACAUUGCGUCGUUUAAGAAUCGUUAGCGUCACUGUAUGGCUUGUGAGUGCGGCAUAUUGUAGUCCUAGACUGGUUAUGUAUGGCACAGUUCAAGUUCCAUCAGUUCAUGGAGAAAUGGAAACUAUUUGUAUUUUGAAACGUUCUUUUUAUGACUCUAAAACCUAUGAUUUAGUUAAUUUCAUUGUGUGUUUCAUCGUCCCAUUGCUUGUAAUUAGCAUCCUGUAUUCCGUUAUAUGUCUUCGACUUUGGAGAAGUGAUCUUGUAUCAAAGCAUCUUACAUUUACAGCAACCCUUACAACUCGUGCUUCUGCUCCACCGGUAGAAGAAUCUAACAAUUCUCAUAGAGACGAUGAACAUUAUACAAUGACUGUUAAGCGAUGUUCGGAAACAACUUGCCGCGCACCUAAAAAUCAUGUUUUAAAAUCGCGUCGAAAAGUGAUUCGAUUACUCGUGGCCAUUGUUUUUACAUUUGCUUUUUGUCAUCUUCCUUUCCACGCUAGAAAAUUAUGGCAGAAUUGGUCAACAACAUACGAUGGAGCGAGUAAUACAUCUGUUUUAUUAACUAUUAUUACUACUUUAAUUUUGUACAUGAACUCUGGGCUUAAUCCAUUUUUGUACGCUAUACUUUCGAAAAAUUUUCGAUCUUCAAUGAUUGAUGUUAUGUUAUGCAAGUUAAAUCGAAUGCAUAAAACUAGAGCAGCAACGAGGUCCCUUAUAAGGAACGAGAUGAAUUCUAUAACAAUACGGAGUAUAAGUAUUUCUCAAGAGGAAAUAGAUAAAAUGUAAUUUCAUUUCAAAGUAAGAACAUCUUCCAUGCUUUUUUCACUUUUUGAGAUGGUCCCUAAUACUACAUUAUGGUUAUGCAAAUUGACCUACCAAAAUUAUUAUAAGAAGUUUAAUUUUGUAAAAAAAAAAUUGUAGCUUGAGAUAAAAGUGCUUAAAGAAUAUUAACAAUCUGAAAAAUUAGAAAAUCGAAACAAUGUAUUUUUUGCUCUAAUAAUAAUUUGUCGCGUUAUUGUAUAGUUUAACUGUAGUAAUUCCAUACACUAAAUUUUAAAGCAAUUUAGGGUCAUGUUAGUCCUUAAUUUCGUCAAGCAAAUACUAACUACUUCAAUAUAUUGAUUUGAAGCAAGGUUAAACAUUUUUAUAUUAAUUUCCAUCUUUAAUUUUGUUGUAUCGUAAGGCCCAUAGUUAUAAACAGAUUUAAAAAAGCGUGAAACUUUAACCAUAGUUUUAAACAGAUUUAAAAAAGCACGAAACUUUAAGCAAAAUACA